Messenger RNA from Syngnathus typhle (broad-nosed pipefish), 2036 nucleotides. It is a transcript of the gene nup54, whose product is annotated as nucleoporin 54. Gene Ontology annotation, biological process: protein localization to nuclear inner membrane; nuclear pore organization; NLS-bearing protein import into nucleus. Gene Ontology annotation, cellular component: nuclear pore central transport channel; nuclear pore. NCBI's taxonomy places the organism in Eukaryota, Metazoa, Chordata, Actinopteri, Syngnathiformes, Syngnathidae. The record is from RefSeq and is a predicted model, not a curated record. The transcript has 15 exons. The coding region runs from base 55 to 1935 and encodes 626 amino acids. Gene Ontology annotation, molecular function: structural constituent of nuclear pore.
AGCAGCACAGCGACAAAAAGAAAGAGAAGAAGAACCCGGUGACGGAUAUUCAACAUGGCGUUCAAUUUUGGCAGCGGCGCAGCCUCAAAUCCUGCAGCAAGCACAACAGGGUUUGCAUUCGGUUCAUUUGGCGCAAAGACCACUGCAUCGACAGCUUUUGGCUUUGGUGCCCCCGCGACUACCACCACAGCCGCCUCUGGAUUUGGCACUCUCACAGCUCCAAGUUUUGGCACGGCGACAACAACCGCCGCUGCACCACCAACAGGAUUUUCCUUCGGCGCCACCAACACGGGAUUUGGGGGGCUGGGAACCGGAGGCGCAGCGGCCGGUGGGUUUAGUUUUGGGGGUUUCGGCUUAAAUGCCAACCCGGCGGCAGGUGCCGUGGGCUUUAACGCGGGCUGCUUUGGCCCGACAUCCACCGCUGGCACCGUUUUCAAUUUUGGCAAUAGCCUGGCUAGCACAGGCACUUUUGGUGGCUUUGGCACAACCACGACAAGUGCUGCCGCGCCGGGUUCCACGUUUAGUUUUGCGCCCUCUUCCGGCACCACAGGAGGCCUGUUCGGCAACACUCAAAACAAAGGCUUCGGUUUCACUUCCGGCCUUGGUACCGGAACAGCUGCCGGCAGCGGCGGAUUCGGAACCGGAUUAGGUACCACCAGUCUGGGUGGCUUCGGUGGCUUUAAUCUCCAGCCUGCCCAGCAGCAGCAGCAGGGAGGCUUGUUUGGCCAGCCCGCUCAGCAGCAAGCUCAGCCCAAUCAGUUGUACCAGCAGGUGACCGCAUUGUCGGCGCCCACCUUGCUGGGAGACGAGCGCGACUCCAUUCUGGCCAAAUGGAACCAGCUGCAGGCCUUUUGGGGCACGGGAAAAGGCUACUUCAGCAACAACAACCCCCCCGUGGAGUUCAAUCUGGAGAAUCCCUUCUGCGUGUUCAAGGCUGUGGGCUACAGCUGCGUGCCCAUCAGCAAGGAUGAAGACGGCCUGGUGGUCUUAGUCCUCAACAAGAAGGAGGCGGACGUGCGAGCGCAGCAGCAGCUGCUGGUGGAGUCGCUGCACAAGGUUCUGGGAAGCAACCAGACGCUCAGCGUCAACGUGGACGGCGUCAAGUCUUUGCCUAACGACCAGACAGAGGUGAUCAUUUACGUGGUGGAGCGCUCCCCGAACGGCACGUCCAAGCGUAUUCCCGCCUCUACGCUUUUCACGUACCUGGAGCAGGCCAACAUCAAGGCUCAGCUGACGCAGCUGGGUGUCGCCAUGUCGGUCACGCGCACCGAGCUCACGCCGGCGCAGCAAAAACAGCUUCUCCAGAACCCCCCGGCGGGUGUGGACCCCAUCAUCUGGGAGCAGGCCAAGGUGGACAAUCCUGAACCUGAGAAGUUGCUCCCAGUUCCAAUGGUGGGCUUCAAAGAGUUGCUUCAUCGACUUCAGAUCCAGGAGCAGAUGACUAAGCAGCAUCAGACGAGAGUGGACAUUGUCUCCAACGACAUCAGCGAGCUCCAGAAGAACCAGGCGACCACGGUAGCCAAGAUCGCCCAGUACAAGAGGAAGCUGAUGGACCUCUCUCACCGCGUGCUGCAGGUGCUGAUCAAACAAGAGAUCCAGAGGAAAAAGGGCUACGCCCUCCAGGUGGAUGAGGACCACCUCAGGUUGCAGCUUGACACCAUUCAGUCAGAGCUCAACGCCCCCACGCAGUUCAAGGGCCGCUUGAAUGAGCUGAUGUCCCAAAUCCGCAUGCAGAACCACUCCGGGGCCGUGCGGUCGGAGGAGCGCUACAACGUGGACGCCGACCUCCUUCGAGAAAUCAGACAGCAUCUAAAGCAGCAGCAGGACGGUUUGAGUCACCUGAUCAGCGUCAUUAAAGAUGACUUGGAAGACAUCACACUCAUCGAGCACGGACUGAGCGACAGCGGGCACGUACGAGGCGGAGUCCUCAGUUGAGCUGAGCGCCGCACGGUCACUUUGAAAACAUUUGUACAUACAUCUUUGUAUUGCUUUUUAUUUGACGCCAAAACGUUAUUAAAAUGUCAUUUCAAAUGGAA